Daucus carota subsp. sativus is the source of this 865-nucleotide messenger RNA. RefSeq names its product bark storage protein B. Gene Ontology annotation, molecular function: catalytic activity. The transcript is spliced from 4 exons. Lineage: Eukaryota; Viridiplantae; Streptophyta; Magnoliopsida; Apiales; Apiaceae. The record is from RefSeq and is a predicted model, not a curated record. Gene Ontology annotation, biological process: nucleoside metabolic process. The annotation marks the transcript as partial.
AAAGGAGUUCUUCACUUUGGAAUUGCGGGGAAUGCAAAUCCUGAGCUUGAGAUCGGCGAUGUAACCAUUCCUCAGUAUUGGGCUCAUACAGGCCUCAUGGGUUUGGCAGUUGAAGAGGGUGAUGACAAUUAUAAUAAAUUGUUCUGCACCCCAUUGCAUAUUGUACACAUGCAUACAAUGAAAAUGCAUUACGAUGAUGACAAUUGUAAUUGUCAUCAUCGUCUUGCAGAACGAUCCAUUGUAGUUGCAGAACAAUUCAUUCGUUAUGGACAAGGCCCUAAUGAUGAACUACCUUUAGAAGUUAACGAAGAUUACACGAGAACAGUCGGAUACCUAAAAUUCUCAGACUUUACAAACAGCACGGCGGACGGAAAAUUCACGGACAAUUAUUUGAACAAUGUAUGGUAUCAACCGGAAGAGAUUUUCUCAAAAAAUGGACAGCCAGAAGAAAGACAACAUGCUUAUUGGGUUUCUGUUGAUCCUUACUAUUUCUCCCUUGCCAAAAAUCUCGAGGCGAUGAAGUUGAACGGAUGCGUGAAUGCAACCACAUGUUUACCACGACCACCAAAAGUUACAAGAGUCCAAAGAGGUGCAAGUGCCAAUGUUUUUGUAGACAAUGCUGCAUACAGGGAAUUUCUGUAUACAAAAUUCAAUACAACAGCAGUUGAUAUGGAAAGUGCAGCCGUGGCUCUCAUAUGUCUUCAGCAAAACACUCCUUUCAUUACAUUCAGAGCUCUUUCCGAUUUAGCUGGUGGGGGUUCUGCUAUUUCUAAUGAAGCUGAUCUCUUUUCUCCCUUGGCUGCUCAAAAUUCAGUUGAUGUUUUAGUUCAGUUUAUUACCUUGGUUAAUUGAUUUCUUCAAUUAC